Messenger RNA from Penicillium soppii, 1284 nucleotides. Its product is annotated as M20 family metallopeptidase. Gene Ontology annotation, molecular function: hydrolase activity. The transcript has a single exon. Lineage: Eukaryota; Fungi; Ascomycota; Eurotiomycetes; Eurotiales; Aspergillaceae. The record is from RefSeq and is a predicted model, not a curated record. Bases 1 to 1284 code for a protein of 427 amino acids.
AUGCCUGCUCCAGAUUUUUUCACCAUCAUCCAAAAGCAUCGACCGGCCCUCGAAAAUUACGAGCGCAUCUACCGCGACAUCCAUGCAUCGCCGGAACUGUCGGGAGAAGAGCGGGAAACAUCAAAAAUUGCGGAAAAACACCUGAAGGAUCUGGGAUUCGAAGUUCAUGCGAACAUUGGGGGCUACGGGGUCGCUGGGGUCCUCGAGAAUGGACCAGGUGCCACCAUAUUACUUCGAGCCGACAUGGACGCGUUGCCGAUGAAAGAAAAAACCGGUCUCCCCUACGCCAGUACGAGAGUCGCCAAAGAUAACGAUGGGAACUUAAGACCCGUAGCGCAUGCCUGUGGCCAUGACUUACACGUCGUUAGUUUGAUGGCUAGCGCGGCUCUCCUCUAUUCGGCUCGCGAAGAGUGGUCGGGCACCUUGAUUUGCGUGUUCCAGCCAGCAGAAGAAACUCUCUCUGGGGCACAGGCGAUGAUUGAUGACGGGCUGUUCGAUAAAAUCCCCAAGCCGGAUCUGGUGCUCGCUCAGCAUGUCAUGCGCAUGAGAGCUGGCCAAGUGAGUGUUCGUAGCGGCCGUCUUUUAACCGCAGCGGACUCAUUUGAAGUUCGAAUUAUCGGACAUGGCGGCCAUGCGUCAGCCCCCAACGCGUGCAUUGACGCAGUUGUGAUAGGUGCCGCAGUUGUGUCGCGCUUACAGACCAUAGUAAGUCGCGAAGUCAACCCUCUUGACCUAGCGAUCGUGUCGUGCGGAAGCAUCAAUGCAGGUUUCAAUGCCAAUAUUAUACCAGAUGAGUGCAUCAUCCGGAUCAAUGUGAGGACCUACAACCCCAAGACACGCAAGCAGGUCAUCAAUUCGAUCAAGCGCAUUGUGAAAGCGGAAUGCCUAGCCUCGGGUGCACCUGAAGAGCCUACAAUCGUGCCCUUAUCAUCAACCCCUGCCACGAUAAAUGAUGAAGAAACUGCCACGGCUCUAGAAAAGGUGUUUGGCUCUUAUUUCAGGAACAAUCUCACUGAGAUGGAACCGACCACCGCCAGUGAAGAUUUUUCUCUCUUGGCCGCGGCAGCGAAUGUCCCAUAUGCGAUGUGGACGUUUGGCGGCAUCGAUGAAAAGAAAUGGGACGAUGCGCUUCAAAGCGAUUCCAUCAACGAACUAAGCGGCAAUCAUUCCCCUUACUUUGCUCCGGUGCUUCAACCCACAUUGAGGACGGGAGUGGAUGCCAUGUCUCUCAGUGCUUUGCACUUUCUGCAGAGGAAAUCUCAAGCUUCAAACCCGGUCAGAUGA